GACGGCUUCGAAACCCUAAACCCCAAAGUUCAAGCAGCCGUCAAUGGAGGACUCCGAUGCUAAAACGGAAGCUCCAGCUUUCGUAUACGAUACUCUUCCUCCACUUUCUUUCUCAGAGUCGAAUCAAUCUCCACCAACUCAUGACGAAUCUCACCAAUACUCUGUUUUCCGCAAAGAGAUUUCAGAUUUCACCGUCGAUUCAACGCCGGUGGAAUCAGCUACGGUGGAUUUCUUCUCACUCGAUGUCGAAGGUGUGACGACUGAGAACGGCGUCGAACCUGUAACACCAGUGGUUGUGGCGUCGUCGAAGAAGAAGAGUAAGAAGAGGAAGAAAGAUGAAGAACCCAGAUUGGAGAGUAAUUGGUUUAGUGAGAAUAGUUUCUCUAAGAUCCCAAUGCUUCAAUUGCAUAAAGAAAUAGUAGAUUUCUGUGAUUUUCUGUUACCAACACAAGCAGAGAAAGCUGAGCGUGAUGCAGCAGUGGAGAGUGUUUCAAGUGUUAUUAAGUAUAUCUGGCCGAGUUGCAAGGUUGAGGUUUUUGGGUCAUACAAGACAGGACUUUAUCUUCCAACAAGUGAUAUAGAUGUGGUGAUUUUAGAAUCAGGUCUCACAAAUCCACAACUAGGUCUACGCGCACUCUCCAGGGCAUUGUCACAAAGGGGAAUUGCGAAGAAUCUUGUGGUGAUUGCUAAGGCUCGUGUACCAAUUAUCAAGUUUGUUGAGAAGAAAAGCAACAUUGCGUUUGAUCUAAGUUUUGAUAUGGAGAAUGGACCAAAGGCAGCUGAGUUUAUACAGGAUGCAGUAUCAAAGUUGCCUCCUCUACGACCAUUAUGUCUAAUUCUGAAAGUAUUUCUACAACAGAGAGAACUUAAUGAGGUGUACAGUGGUGGAAUUGGUUCAUAUGCACUUCUUGCAAUGCUGAUUGCAUUUCUCAAGUACCUCAAGGAUGGUCGAAGCGCACCUGAGCAUAACUUGGGAGUUCUAUUGGUUAAAUUCUUUGAUUUUUACGGGAGAAAAUUAAACACCGCAGAUGUCGGUGUAUCUUGCAAAACGGGAGGUUCAUUCUUUUCAAAGUACGACAAAGGUUUCCUGAACAGAGCCCGGCCAGGUCUCAUCUCUAUCGAAGAUCCACAGACACCAGAGAAUGACAUUGGGAAGAGCUCAUUCAACUACUUUCAGAUUCGAUCAGCCUUUGCAAUGGCCUUGUCUACUCUAACAAACACAAAAGCGAUCCUAUCUUUAGGACCAAACAGAAGCAUUCUCGGCACAAUCAUCAGACCAGACCGGAUCCUAUCAGAACGCAAAGGAGGGAAAAACGGGGACGUCACUUUCAACAGCCUUCUUCCCGGAGCAGGAGAGCCAUUACCAAUGGCAAGCAACAGCAAAACCAACGGCGGGCUUUUCUGCAACUGGGAACUCGAAGAAGACGAAGAAGGUUCAUUUCCAAGAGGGAGUACUACAAACGGAGACAUUACUCCGGUUGUAGAUACUCCUGGAUCUUACUACGUUCUCAUGGAAGGAAAUUUCUUUAGGUUUGAUGCUCAACGAGCACAUGGUGAUGGAUGGUUAGAUGUGCAAAAAUCAUCUUCUCUUUCCAUUAUUCAGCAGCAAAAUUGUCCUGUAUGCAAGUCUAACAUCUCCAUUGGUUCGUUGGUUCCUCUUUAUGGAAGAGGCAUGACGUCUUCAUCUUCUUCAGAAGCUACGAUUAUACCUCAAAGACCUGCUUCAUCCCCUUUGAACAAUCUGAUUAGUUCAGCUUCGUCUCUCAACCCGAGCUUGCAACAUCACCAUCAAGCUCAGUCUCCUCGUCAUUACGGUGGCUUUACUGCUACGGAAUCAUCGACUGAUCUUGCAAAUGCGGUUAUGAUGAGUUUCUUGUACCCGGUUAUCGGAAUGUUUGGGGACAUGGUGCACACGAGGAUAUUUGGAACGUUUACGAACACUUUGGCUCAUCCUUACCAAAACACGCGAUAUAUCAACGGGAACAACAACCAGAGGAUGGUGCAGAUAGAGAAGUCUCUACAUCGGGUAUCAAUCUUCUUACUUUGCUGCAUUCUCCUCUGUCUCUUUUUGUUCUGAGUCACAACCCUUGUUUAUUCUUCUUUACAGUCUGUGAUGUACAUAUCUUUACUUGCUCCAGAGUUGUAUAAGCCAUUGUGUGUCUCUGUUGUAUUUGCCUAAACUAUUCAUACAUUUAUACAUAGUUGUGCAUAUAUCUCCUCGGCUUGAACUAUAUGUAUGCUCCAGAAACAGAUGAUGAUAUAUAUGAAUGUAAGUCCUUUUUCAAGUUGUGUCUUAGGAAAUACAUGGUAACCACCAAACACGGUCUCAAUAUACAUCAAAAGGAUGU
Arabidopsis arenosa is the source of this 2348-nucleotide messenger RNA. The record is from the annotation of a GenBank genome assembly. NCBI's taxonomy places the organism in Eukaryota, Viridiplantae, Streptophyta, Magnoliopsida, Brassicales, Brassicaceae.